CCAAGUCAUUCGCCGCUGAAGGAAGAGUGAAUUAGAGACCAGGAAGUGUUGACACGGCGUACAUCUAUCGGCUACACUAGAAAACAGUUACAAACAUUUUAACUCCAAAGGAUAACGUGUAUUUUUUUAAUAUCGUGGUGUUAAUAAGAAGCUGGUGAAACUAUGGGUGUAACUGAUCCAAACAGUACGGAGCAUAGAGAAGGAGAAUCUUCACAGGAUGCGGAUCGAGUCAAAACUUUGCAGUCUCAAGUGGACGGGGUCAAGGAUAUUAUGACCCAGAAUGUUGAUCGAAUUCUGGCCCGUGGAGAAAGACUGGAUGAUCUAAUGGGAAAAUCUGAAGACCUGGAGGCUGGGGCCCAGAACUUCAAGCAAACCUCCCAGAAGGUCGCUCGUGCUUUCUGGUGGAAAAACGUGAAGCUGAUUGUGCUGAUUGUUGUGAUAGUUCUCGUCAUUUUACUGAUUAUCAUAUUCCUUGCAACUGGUGUGAUUCCAGUCAGUGGAAGUGCUCCAAAACCUCCAACCGUGACUCCGCCAUAGGAUUAGGAGCAAAAGAUCAAUUACACAAACACAGUCACAUAUACAUAUAUAUAUAUAUA
Danio aesculapii is the source of this 596-nucleotide messenger RNA. It is a transcript of the gene vamp8, whose product is annotated as vesicle-associated membrane protein 8 (endobrevin). The record is from RefSeq and is a predicted model, not a curated record. The coding region runs from base 163 to 537 and encodes 124 amino acids. Gene Ontology annotation, cellular component: plasma membrane; SNARE complex. The transcript has 3 exons. Gene Ontology annotation, molecular function: SNAP receptor activity; syntaxin binding. NCBI's taxonomy places the organism in Eukaryota, Metazoa, Chordata, Actinopteri, Cypriniformes, Danionidae. Gene Ontology annotation, biological process: SNARE complex assembly; vesicle fusion; vesicle-mediated transport.